Messenger RNA from Daldinia caldariorum, 2347 nucleotides. RefSeq names its product transmembrane amino acid transporter protein-domain-containing protein. Gene Ontology annotation, cellular component: endoplasmic reticulum. The transcript has 3 exons. The record is from RefSeq and is a predicted model, not a curated record. Gene Ontology annotation, molecular function: amino acid transmembrane transporter activity. Gene Ontology annotation, biological process: amino acid transmembrane transport. The coding region runs from base 1 to 1740 and encodes 579 amino acids. Lineage: Eukaryota; Fungi; Ascomycota; Sordariomycetes; Xylariales; Hypoxylaceae.
AUGGCCAAGGCCACCACGAAUCAUAGCUCUAACAGAGAGCUGACGCGCAACAACAACACAAAUCCAACUACCACUACCAUCACCACCAACGAAGAGCAGCAUGGUCUGCUCGCGGGAACUGCUUCCGACGAGGAAGGCGAGGACACGGACAGAGACGCAGACACAGGCAUACGCAAGGGCGAGAAUGGCAUCAUAGCGCACCAGGCGAGCGGCGAGCUCGAAGCUCCUCCCGCCAGCUCCAUCCGCGCACCCGGCACUCCUAGAACCCCUAAUCGAGUCCGCUUCGACCUACGACCUACCAACAUCCCGCCUGCUGCUGCUGCGAAUGGCGAGGCCCACGGCCGCGACCACCGUCCAGCGGGCGAGCCUACCGACUACUUCGACGUCGCCGAGCCCGACAGCCCCGGCUACGACGACGACAACGACUAUGACGACAACUCCACGUCCAGACACCCGCUGCUAACCGACAUCGAAGCCCCCUCCGUCGCGCUAGCCAACAGCCUCGAGGACGACGUGCAGGCGUGGGCGGAGCGCGAGCGCACGCGGCCCAAGUCGGGGCUGCGCUCGGCGUUCAUGAACAUGGCGAACAGCAUCAUCGGGGCGGGGAUCAUCGGGCAGCCGUACGCGUUCCGGGACGCGGGGCUGGCGGCGGGGGUCGUGCUCCUCGUGGGGCUGACGGUCGUCGUCGACUGGACCAUCCGCCUGAUCGUCAUCAACAGCAAGCUGAGCGGCGCCAGCAGCUUCCAGGGCACCGUCGAGCGCUGCUUCGGCCGCCCCGGGCUCGUCGCCAUCAGCGUCGCCCAGUGGGCCUUCGCCUUCGGCGGCAUGGUCGCCUUCGGCAUCAUCGUCGGCGACUCCAUCCCCCAGGUCCUGCGCACCGUCUGGCCCGGCCUGCCCGACCUGCCCGUCCUGUGGCUGCUCGCCGACCGCAGGGCCGUUAUUUGCUUCUUCAUACUAGGGAUUAGCUACCCCUUGACGUUAUAUAGAGAUAUUGCCAAGCUCGCCAAAGCAAGUACUUUUGCUUUGAUCAGCAUGGGCAUCAUUUUAGUUACUGUCGUCGUCCAAAGCGUUCUUACACCCGUGGAAAACCGCGGCUCUUUUAAUUUACGGCUACUCACAAUAAACGAUGGAAUAUUUCAGGCUGUCGGCGUUAUUUCUUUUGCAUUUGUUUGCCAGCAUAAUUCUCUCCUGAUUUACGGCUCCCUAAAGACACCAACGAUAGACCGGUUUGCAAAGGUGACGCACUACUCUACGGGCAUCUCCAUGCUGGCAUGUAUGAUUAUGGCCCUCGCGGGCUUCCUUACCUUUGGGGACAAGACUCUCGGAAACGUGCUGAACAACUUCCCGGCCGAUAACACGAUGGUGACGAUCGCGCGGCUUUGCUUCGGCUUGAACAUGCUCACGACGUUGCCGCUAGAGGCGUUCGUCUGUCGGGAAGUCAUGAUGAAUUAUUGGUUUCCCAACGAGCCCUUCAAUAUGAACCUGCACCUAAUCUUCAGUUCCGCAUUAGUCGUGUCGGCCAUGACUCUGAGCCUGCUGACGUGCGAUCUCGGAGUCGUAUUCGAGCUCGUUGGUGCGACGAGCGCCUGCGCGUUGGCGUAUAUCUUGCCGCCGCUGUGCUAUAUCAAGCUGAGCUCCAGGUCGUGGAAGACGUACGUCGCUAUGGGUGUCGUGGCGUUUGGGUGUGCCGUCAUGGUGAUUAGUAUGUUCCAAGCUAUUGGCAAGAUGGUCAGAGGUUAGUCCAACUGGCCGACGUGGCUACCCGUCUCUUCUCCGUUAUUUAAGAGCUGACUUAUAUGUUUCUUUCUCUUAUGCAGGCGGGGGUGAGCCGUCUCGGUGUGUCUAAGAGGCUAUUAGAAGUCUUAUUCCCGUAUUCCUUGCCCUUGUCCUUGUCCCGUUGUAUUAUUAUUAUGCUUAUUAUUCACAACACCACGUACUGUGAAGGCUUUUUACUCCAUCUAGGUCCUUGGGGUGAAAGCAGAGAAAGGAAAAGGGGAGGGGGGGAGGAAGUAAGAAAAGGGGCAGGGAGGCAAACUGCAUGCUGGCUGCAUACUGCAAGCAGCAGCUAUUUAAUGACUCCAGUCUCCCGGUCUCCUCCCUCUCUUCCUUUCUCAAGUCUCCAUCGAAAAAAUUAAAUAAAACGGUCGCGCGACGGUUGAAUCAUCAUCGGGCAACACCCCACCGGUCGAUGGCAGCCCCAUUAGCGGCAUGGCGGCAUCGGCAGCACGGCGAAAAGCUGCAGGGCGUCGAAUUCCGAGAAUGAAGAUGAAGGAAAGGCGUGUCUGUGAUUUGAGCAAUAUACUCUUCAGGCGGAGGGGGGAUCCGCCUACGUGCAGUGCAGUGCCAG